Molecule: messenger RNA, 932 nt
Organism: Thamnophis sirtalis
Lineage: Eukaryota; Metazoa; Chordata; Lepidosauria; Squamata; Natricidae
Source: RefSeq, a predicted model, not a curated record
AGAGGUCUCUUCUCAUUUGUGUUCUGUCCCCCCUCGUCUUGUAGGGCAAGCGGCCGGUGACCCUGAUUGGGUUCAGUCUUGGCGCUAGAGUGAUCUACUUCUGCCUGCAGGAGAUGGCCAAGGAGAAAGAUUGCGAAGGGAUCAUUGAAGAUGUGGUGCUGUUGGGGGCCCCCAUAGAAGGCGAUCCGAAAUCCUGGAAACUGAUCACCAAAGUCGUUUCAGGCAGGAUCAUCAAUGGCUUUUGCAGGUACUGGGGGUCUGAUCCUCGGCUUUGGCUUCCCUUGCAGGUCAAUGGCCACCUGGACUACAUGAAGCAAAUGGACGGCAUCCUGAAGGCCGUGGGGCUCAAAACGAGGCAGCAAGAACAAGGGGGCCUCCUUGGGAUUCUUCCCCCCAGCGAGGAGGAGAAACAGGGGAUGCCUCCCGACGGCCCAGCCUCUGAGGGGCCCAGUGGGCUGGGCAGGCCUGACGUGGAUGGAGCCAAGGAAGGGGAAGGCCUCAACGGCCAUGAAGACUCCUGGUGCUGGGAGCCAGUCUCCGCUCCUGGGCAGGAAUGUGAGGUUUCUCCAGCCAGGGUUUCUAAAGAGGAACAGCCUCCUGAAAUCCUCUCCCCAUCCUCCUCCUCCUCUCCCUCUUGAUAUCGCCCAAAUCUUCUCUGAGGACCUCGGGGUACCCAGACACCCGGAGGAAAUGCAUUUUGCACAGACGGAGCCGUUCCGAAGGACUGUGUCUUUUUUCUCCUGUGCCUUAGUCUCAGACAAGCGGGGCACCUCAGAAAUGCUGACGUCAGAGUCAGCAAGCCCCUCUCCGCUCUUUUUCUCCGACGCCUGGUAUCCUGCCCCCGAACGUGGAGGUGUUCUGACCUUGGCUUCCCAGGAUCAUGAAGCCGACUCCUCGUCCCGAUAAAACCUCUUUUAUUUAAGUUAAAGGGA